UUCUGGUUCGUAACGUACCUGUAUUUCUCAGAAAUCGCCACCUCUUGUUUUUUCUUCAAUCGAGGGGAAGGAAACACUUAUUGAUCUCUUUCAUGGAGGUGGAGCUGCUUAGAUGCUCUGAAUAUUCAAAGCUCCUUCAGAAAUCUAUGCGGAUGAACUGGACAAUCUCUCCCUCUGCUCCCAUCUCACUCUUACCUCUUCUUCUUCUUCCUUCACCUCACUUGUAUUCUUCUUGAAUCCUUGGAAAAUCUGGGUUUCAGAGACGAACAUAGCUGCUGGAUUCAUGUCUGAGAUUUGUGUCUAGCCUUUACGAGAGUUAACUUUUUCUUCCAAGGUGAUCUCGUCUCGAGGAGCAAAAUACAGGUUCUUAUAAUUUCUUUACUCAUCUUCUUCUAUUGGGCAAAAUCUGAUCUUCCUUUCUUGCUGUUGUAGCUGUGAUCUUAGGUUUCUUCAAUAGUUUCAUGCGUGCCAUUUAGAUCUAUCUCGGGAUUUUGCUUCUGUUUUCCGUUUGGCAGUAAAGAUCUUGUCUUUUUAUGAACUGAUUUGGCUAUUUAGAGUGACCAACAUUUAGGGCUUCUUUCGACCUAGGUUUUUCCUUUAUGAAAUCGAUCGCCAUGGGCUUGAUCUAGUUUUCCUCUGCGACCAACGUUGCCGCCAUGUUUAAGCAAUUCCUCAACAAAUUCCCUCGGAAGUCACCGAAAUCUGAUGUUGUUGAUUCUGGCGGUGGCAUUUCCGGUAAUAAUGUUAUCGCCUCUGGGAAUGGGAUCCAAAGAACAAACAGCGGGACUGCUGUUACUGGACGAUCAAAUUCUAUAAAGCGGAUGUCUUCGGCUGUUUUCCCGGCGAGCAUGGUGGCUGGAAUUGAACCUCUUCUAUCCUUCAAAGAUGUUCCGAAUGCGGAAAGGCAGAAUCUGUUCAUCAGUAAGUUGAACCUCUGCUGUGUGGUUUUUGAUUUCAAUGACCCGAAUAAGGACACUGUAGAGAAAGAUCUGAAACGCGAGACUUUGAUGGAUAUCGUAGAGUUUGUUGCUUCUGGAUCAGCUAAGUUUACAGAGCCAGCAAUUGCUGCAAUAUGUAAAAUGUGCGCAGUCAAUCUCUUUAGGGUAUUUCCUCCUAACUACCGGUCCAAUAUGACUGGUGGUGAGACGGAUGAUGAUGAACCCAUGUUUGAUCCUGCUUGGUCACAUUUACAGAUUGUGUAUGACUUAUUGCUUCGAUUUGUCACGUCUACUUCUCUCGAUUCGAAGGUAGCAAAGAAGUACAUUAAUCAUUCGUUUAUUCUGAGAUUGCUUGAUCUCUUUGAUUCUGAGGAUCCUAGAGAACGUGAUUGCUUGAAAACAAUUCUGCAUAGGAUUUAUGGGAAGUUUAUGGUUCACAGGCCUUACAUACGCAAGGCUGUAAGCAAUAUCUUUUAUCGUUUUGUCUUUGAAACAGAACGGCACAAUGGGAUUGCUGAGCUGUUGGAGAUUUUUGGCAGUGUAAUUAGUGGGUUUGCGUUACCACUGAAGGAGGAACACAAGAUGUUUUUGUGGAGGGCUUUGAUUCCUCUGCAUAAGCCAAAGUCUGUGGGUAUUUACCUUCAGCAGUUGUCGUACUGCCUCACACAAUUUAUAGAGAAAGAACCAAAGUUGACGAUUACUGUAAUCAAGGGAUUGUUAAAGUACUGGCCAGUAACGAAUAGUCAGAAGGAAGUCAUGUUCUUGAGUGAGUUGGAAGAGGUUUUGGAAGCUACCAACAUGGCAGAAUUCCAGAAGAUUAUGAUUCCUUUGUUCCGCCGGAUUGGUUCUUGCCUUAACAGCCCCCAUUUCCAGGUAGCGGAAAGGGCCCUCGUUUUGUGGAACAAUGAUCACGUUGUCGGUUUGAUUGCACACAAUCAGCAGGUGAUCCUGCCUCUCAUCUACCCAGCAUUAGAGAAGAACAUACGGAACCACUGGAACCAGGCAGUUCUCAACCUAACCAUAAAUGUGAAGAAAAUGUUCUCAGAGAUGGAUGAAGAGCUGGUCAUAUAUUGCCAAAGCAAGUAUGAGGAGGAAGAAGUGAAGCAAACAGCAGCAGCAGAGAAGAGGAGGGUGACAUGGGAGCGUCUCGAGAGAGUUGCCAGUGUGCAACCUGUGACUGGAAAUACAGCAGUUCUGAUAACACCUACAGCAACUGCUAUUACAUGCUAAAUUUAAUUAAGCAGGUCUCUUUCCCCCUUUUUUUUUUCUUCAAUGUCUGUGCUUGCUCCCUUUUGUUUUUUUAAAUUUCUGGGCAGCGAGAUGAAAUGUAGUAAAACAUGUUGACAGGGUUGGCUUUUGGGGGGGUUGAUUUGGGUUUAGGGGGUUGUUCCUUGAAUGGAUGAAAGUGGUGCUUGAGUGCCUGGAUUCCAAAAUCAGCAGUGGCAAAGAGCUUGGCUGUACUGGAUAUGAUUGAUGGCACUUUAAAACUCACUUGUACUAACAACUUAUUCAUUCCUGGUCGAGGGUGUGCUUGUAACUCUGCA
This is a messenger RNA of Macadamia integrifolia, 2482 nucleotides long. Its product is annotated as serine/threonine protein phosphatase 2A 57 kDa regulatory subunit B' kappa isoform-like. The transcript has 2 exons. Gene Ontology annotation, biological process: signal transduction. Bases 657 to 2168 code for a protein of 503 amino acids. Gene Ontology annotation, molecular function: protein phosphatase regulator activity. NCBI's taxonomy places the organism in Eukaryota, Viridiplantae, Streptophyta, Magnoliopsida, Proteales, Proteaceae. Gene Ontology annotation, cellular component: protein phosphatase type 2A complex. The record is from RefSeq and is a predicted model, not a curated record.